Molecule: messenger RNA, 1586 nt
Organism: Nicotiana tabacum (common tobacco)
Lineage: Eukaryota; Viridiplantae; Streptophyta; Magnoliopsida; Solanales; Solanaceae
Source: RefSeq, a predicted model, not a curated record
CAAAGAAGAAAGUGAAUCGUUAUGCAAAAGACAAAUGGUUAACAGCAUUUUAAGUAAGAACAUAUUUCAUGUAAUCUGAUAAAUGUAAUCUUGAUGGUGGCUAAUGAGGAUGAAAAUGGCAGUUUCACUACUCUGCUUCAUCAGCAUACAGCUUGUGAUACACAAGGCUCCUCUCUGGUUUCUUACACUCUUGAAAAGCACAGCAGCCACAAAGACAAGACCGCUUGAUUCUCAGACGCUCCUGCAACUAAGGUGUUGGCUGAUUUGUGGUCCGGCGAGAAAUUUCAGGAAAUUAUCCGUGAUAGAGUGGUUUAAUUAGAUCUUUUGAAGUAAGCUACAUAACUUGUUACGAAUUCUCAAAUGGGGAGAUACAAUUUCAAUGCGGGAAAUACAGCCUUUAACGGAACUCCUAAUGGUAGUAAUGAUUUUGCUACAGCCCCGGCAGUCGCUCUUGGCGUUGCUACUGGUUUGGCUGCAAAUGGGACCACAUCAAUUGAUUCAGAAAGCUCUUCUUCUGAUUCUAUCCGUAUUAUGAUAGAUCUGAAUGUUCCAUAUGUUCCUGACAGCGGUGACUCUGAGAUAGAUGGGCCAGUUGGAUUUGAUCUAAAUGAGGUGAUGCAUAAUCAGCAGUGCGUUUGCGGAAGAAAGAGAAAAGCACGUGACAGCACUUCCAGCAGCUCAAGCUCAAGCUCAAGCACAAGAAAUCGUCAUGCUCCUAGUCAGUCAAACCAGAUCGCUCCUAGGGGCACAACAGGAGGAAUUUCCAUGUCUGGAACUUCUCGUACUAUGAGUGACUUUGCAAGAAAUACCAGCCUCGGUCUUCCGGAGCGUCAGCUAAGCAUAGACCUAAAUGGAAUAUCUGCUGGAAAUACUCAGCGCUAUUCACCAACUCCGUCGUGCAGGAUGUCCUCUCUGCUAAAUGCGAAAUCAGCUGGACUCCAGCCUUUGAUUCAGAGACGUAGUUCACCUGUACGACGCAUGACUAACUCAAGCUUUGUAGAGACAUCUUCAGUUCCUCGCAUCCCUAGAGCAAAUAAUGCCGGGAGCUCUCUUCAAAUGCAAGGCUUAUGGCACGCUCCAACAGCUCCACCUUCUCAGAGUACACACUUUCCUGGAGCUUCAAGGAUAGCUCUGGUGGAAAACGCUUCACAUUUGAUGUUCACUGAGCAACAUACAAACUUCCAUAGCGAUAUUCCAUCUGCUUCAAGAUAUCAAUCUAAUGCUGUUAUUCAGCCUUCAAGUAGUGCAAUGAGAGAUUUGACAGCAAAUGAACUGAGGACAAGAAGAAUUGCUGAUUUUCUGAGAAGGCGCUCAGAGUUCAAUGACAUUCAUCCUCCAUCACUUCCCCUUGUAAUUGGGGAAACUGUUGCUGCUGAUAACAGAGAUAGGCUGGUGUCUGCGGUUAGUUCUUCAAUCAUAACAUGAAUACUGUUCAGUUUCUUAAUUUCGUUGAGCUCUCAAGCCAUUCUCUUUCCUACAUGGAUUUUCUCGUUUAUUUAGCUAUCCGUCUUUUGGUGCUGAAAAAUUUUCCCUUAAAAUAUUCCCUCAAUCCUCCCUCUCCUUUUAAGUACACACUGCAUUCAAUA